Molecule: messenger RNA, 858 nt
Organism: Haemonchus placei
Lineage: Eukaryota; Metazoa; Nematoda; Chromadorea; Rhabditida; Trichostrongylidae
Source: the annotation of a GenBank genome assembly
AUGUGGGCCUAUUAUGAGGGUCCUCGUGUGUGUUGCUGUUGGAGCUUUGCAAAGGAACACCUCGUUUAUUUGUUUCUCGGCCAUCUUCAGCCGCAAAUUUGCAAACAAACGUUCGAGAGCUUCAUGCUCGAUGUCAUUGAGCGGAGACCCUCUGUUUCAGGGUCAUCUCGACCAAUUUCUUCUACAAAGCCGACCAGAAUCCAUAGCCGUUCAACCUUAACAGAGAUUCUGGACGAUGUCGUCUUGGCUACAGUUGUUGCUCCUACUUUCCACCCUAGCCUGUAUUUAUACCGUGAGAGCCGAGUCCGGGAAUUAGCGAUCAGAUUACCAAGAAAUUGUCGUGGUCCGAAACCUUCGGUUGUGGGAGAAGAGUAUUGGAGUUCUGUUGGUUACAAUGGAGCCCUAAGGGAUGGCCGUACUACGAAUGAUUUCCUCACUCUCCCACAGUCAGGGGACGGAGAUAUUCGAUCAGGAUGGGUGGCUUACUGGAUCACAAAGACGAAAUACGGGGACGGCCAACACUAUGAGGUGUUUGGGCACGCUUUCAUGAGGAGUGACGGACGAAUUUGCGCUUUGUUUGCCGGACGAAAUCGCGAUAUGGUCGAGAUUUGUGGAGGAUUCCGUGUUCUUUCACGGAAUAAAAAUAAUCCAAAUGAAGAAAUGCCCUUCGAAUGGAUUCAAGCAGGUUACGCGCACCCACGAGAAGCACUUGGCUUCCAUCAUCAUCGAAUUGCCAAGUACGAAUGGACUCCAGAAGAUGUGAGUGGUUUACAUCCAUCAAAUCUCUCUGACGAUAGGGUGGAUAGGAGUGGCUAUAGCUGCUAUGAAUUGUUGUUGCACGAUCAUUCUACGAUAUAA